Cygnus olor (mute swan) is the source of this 2356-nucleotide messenger RNA. Its product is annotated as collagen alpha-1(I) chain-like. The transcript has 5 exons. NCBI's taxonomy places the organism in Eukaryota, Metazoa, Chordata, Aves, Anseriformes, Anatidae. Bases 105 to 770 code for a protein of 221 amino acids. The record is from RefSeq and is a predicted model, not a curated record.
GCGCGGCGGGUGCCACCCACGGCUCCCGGCCAAAGUUGAGCCGAGCGAGCAGCCGGCGGCACCCGCAGCGCCCCGGGGGUCCCACGGCACCCAGCUCCUCCUCGAUGGCCCCGGUGCCACCGUGGGGCUUGGCCAUCGCCGUCCCCGGUGGGCUCCUGCUGCUGCUGCUCCUCUGCGCCUUCUUCCCCAGGGCGAGCGGGCGCUGGUCCAGCCGGGCUGCCGGGAGAGAGGAGCCGAGCCCCGGGGUGCUGAGCGUGGUGAAGCUCUCAGAGCCAGGCCCCAGCGAGGGGGGAGCAGCAGUGCCGGCAGGCACCUCCUCUUGCAGCAGGACAGAUGGCACCGGUUCGGGGGACCCGGGUGUCCUCGGGCCACCUCCCCUCCACGCACCCCCCGGACCGACCCCGAGGACCCCCGACUUUCUGCGGCAUCGGCAGCUCCCGCUCGUGCCCGGGGAUGCCCAAACGCCCGCAGCGGAGGCACGGCAGGACGCCGAGGGGCCGAUCUACGAAAGCAUCCGCUACAAAUCCAGGAAGCUCAGCGCCGGGCUGAGGAAGCCCUGCGGUGCCACGGGGGACAUUGGGGACGGCGGGGACCCCGGGCAGGGCUUGGUGGUCCAGGAGGAGCCGUGCGGCGACGGCAGCCCCUGCCCCGUGUACGCCCGCGUGCGCAAAGCGCCCCGCGCCCCGCAGCACUCGGCGCCCAGCCACGGCCCCGAGCCCGAGGAAGAGGCACCUCCAGCGCUGCCGGAGAAACACUUCGAUGACCUGUAGGAUGGGACGGAGGCAUUUCGGAAGGAGUUUGGAGCCUGGGUGGCUCGUGCAAGGUUUGUGGUGGGGUUUGCUUGCUCCGGGCAGGUGCGGAGCAUCCCCCGGGACUGGCGGGGCGCUGGAUGCCCCACGGGAUGGAACUGGCGGCCUCGGUUUGGGUGCAAGAGGGACGAUGAGUGCCACGGGGAAGGGCAUCGCCCAAAGAAACCGGUGGCAUGGGCUCAAUGCUGCCUGCAACGCCGGGGGAUGCAGGAGGGAAACGCGUGGCUGCUUUCUGGAGAAGCUCGGGACACGGCGAUGCCGGCUGGCGGGUGAGGGGGAUGCAUUAAUUCAUCUUCUGCUCUCCGUGCACCUUUUCCUCUCUAUAAACAUCGAGGAAAACACCCGGAGUGUGGUUUUCUUUUUUUUCCCCAGCAGCAAGGGGUUGUGGACGGGGAGCUGCGUGAACGCUCCCUCAUUGCCGUUUUAAUCCCUUUGCCCAAUGCAUGUCCUGCACCCUGCUCCCUCCCCGGGCCCUUUAGCGGGGCUCUGAAGGGGAAGCAGCACCGGGUUUUGCUCGACCCCAGGCCUGAGCUGCCCCGAUAGAGACAGGACCCGGCUUAUCUCCCCCUGAAGGACUGGCAGCAGCCCCGGGAGGCCGGGAGCAGCGCGCACAGAGAGCAGCGGUUACGUGGAGCGGCCGAGAUAACUCCUGCGUGCAUUGCCGGGACAUCCCCGCACGGCUGCAACCCCCUGCUCAGGGUCCUCCAAAGCCCGAGGCAUCCCCGUGCCUUGCUCCAGAGAUUUUUCCCCCCCAAAAAAAUGCCAAACUGCAUCCCACGGGGACGCAGCAUCGCUUCCCCCUGCCCCUAGUCUGGGUUUUACUUUGCUUCUGCACAGCGGUUGUGCUGGGGCUGAGUCAGACGGGACAGAAAGGGAUUUCACUUUAAAGGGGAAAAAAAUAGAAAAGAAAAAACCUUCAACGUUAUUCCUGGCGCGGGAGCCAGGGACGUUUCUAUUUUCACGUGUUGAUAGUUGGCGGCGUGCUGCGGCGAGCGGCGGCGUGAGUCAUUCCGGCACGGCCCCAGCAGCGAGACGAGGUCUGGGGAGCUCAGAGCCGGGGGAAAUUGGGCAUUUUUGCUCACCUCUUUGUUUGGGUGUCAUUGGAGCUGCCCCACGGAGCGCUGUGGUGCCCCCUGGUCACCACGGGGCCGUGCCAGGCUCGGCGUCUGCUCGCUGGGGGCAAAUCCCAGCACUGCCGGGCCUGGAGGCGUCCGUGUGCUGAGUGCUCCCCAAUAAUGCACAGGCACAGCACGAUUUGCAGCCCUGAGACAACCACCCCUGGCACGUGCUGGUGUCGCUCACCUGCCUUCCGAUGUGCUCGUCUGCCUCCAUACGCUCACCCGCCUUCCUAUACGUCCAUCUGCCUUGCUAUAUGCUCACCAGCCUUCCUACACUCUUCUGCCUUCCUAUAUCCACCUGCCUUUUGCUAUGCUGAUCGGCCUCCCUAUAUACUCAUCCACCUUCCUAUACAGUCAUCUGCCACCUCAUAUGCUCACCCGCCCUCCUACAUGCGUCUCCAGCCUCCUAUAUGUCCAGCUGACUCCCUA